Mercenaria mercenaria is the source of this 5785-nucleotide messenger RNA. RefSeq names its product serine/threonine-protein kinase ULK2-like. Gene Ontology annotation, biological process: autophagosome organization; protein autophosphorylation; axon extension. The record is from RefSeq and is a predicted model, not a curated record. The transcript is spliced from 22 exons. Gene Ontology annotation, molecular function: ATP binding; protein serine/threonine kinase activity. Gene Ontology annotation, cellular component: autophagosome; cytoplasm. Lineage: Eukaryota; Metazoa; Mollusca; Bivalvia; Venerida; Veneridae. The coding region runs from base 295 to 3144 and encodes 949 amino acids.
UGUAAUGUGUACUUCGGCUCAAACCAAAACAUAAUCAGAUGUGAAUUUGUAUUGAUUAGUAAGAAUAAAUUAUGCAGUUCUUUAUUAUGACGUAAACGUACAAAAAAGACCUUAUGUGCUUUCUAUUUUUACUGAAAUGCAUAUUUAAAAACAUGUGUUGUUAAAUUUGAAGGAGAAAUGGCAGGUAUAUCAGUCUUCUGUUGAAAAAUGGCAGAGGAAAUAAAUUUGGCAUUUGGCAGCCACAGAACAAAUAAGUCAUCUUUAUAUAGCCAUAGGAUUUAGGCAACAGAAGUGAUGGAGGUUGUUGGAGAAUACGAAUAUAGCAAGAAGGACCUGAUAGGGCAUGGAGCUUUUGCAGUCGUUUUCAAAGGGCGAUUAAGAAAGUACCCGGAGAAGACAGUCGCAAUCAAAAGUAUAACCAAGAAGAACAUAGCAAAAUCACAGAACCUUCUGAGCAAGGAAAUAAAGAUUUUAAAGGAAUUAUCAGGACUCCAUCAUGAAAAUGUUGUUCAACUCAUGGAAUGUAAAGAAACAACCAACCAUGUAUAUCUGGUUAUGGAGUACUGUAAUGGUGGGGAUCUGGCUGACUAUCUUCAAGCUAAAGGUACACUCAGUGAGGACACAAUCUCAAACUUUCUCAGACAAAUUGCGGGUGCUAUGCGAGCCCUGAAUGGCAAAGGUAUUGUUCAUCGUGAUAUGAAGCCACAGAAUAUCUUACUGUGCUUCCCUCCAGGCUCCAAAAACCCUCCAGCCUCACAGAUCAAUCUGAAAAUAGCUGAUUUUGGGUUUGCAAGAUUCCUGCAGGAUGGAGUAAUGGCAGCUACAUUGUGUGGAUCACCCAUGUAUAUGGCCCCAGAGGUGAUCAUGUCACUCCAGUAUGAUGCUAAGGCCGACCUGUGGAGUAUAGGUACUAUAGUGUUCCAGUGUCUCACAGGAAAAGCCCCAUUCCAGGCCACAACACCACAGCAACUCAAACAGUUCUAUGAGAAAACUCUUGAACUUAGGCCUAACAUUCCCUCAGGAACGUCACCCGAGCUCAAAGAUCUGCUGCUGAAACUUCUCAAACGUAAUGCAAAGGAUAGAAUAGAAUUUGAGGAUUUUUUCAUCCAUCCAUUUGUGCGACCAUUGUCACCUGCUGCAUCUUCAUCCCCAGUGCCUGUUCCAGGCAGAAGUCCAAGUUUCUCGUCAGACAGUCCAGCUUCUCUGAAGGCCAAUUCUGCAUCACCCCUAUCAGGCAAAAUGGAAUAUUCUCCUUCCCCGCCCCCUGUACAAAAAUCAAAGAGUCCACUCAAAUCUGAAAAGUUGCAGGAACCAUCUAGUCAUAUCACUGGUUCCCCUCGAGAAGUUGCUGGUUUCCUCAAAAUAGCCAAAGAAACUGAGACUGGUUCCCGGUGCAGCACUCCCACGGAGGACUUUGUUAUGGUUCCAGAAGGUAUAAGUCCAGAACAGUCUGAUGUUGAGGACAAGGCAAUUAAAAUGUCAACAGAAGAUGGUGUUACAACAGAAAAAGUAAACAUUGUUACUGUCACACCAACCUCUGGUGCUGCACUUUAUAGGAAAGACUCAAACCCAUGUUUCAAUGCCAACCGCCCCUCCACACUACAAGUCGCCUCUCCAUCUGGUACUCCGCCAUCCUCGGAGCCAAUCCCUGUCCCGACCCAGGUCGCAGCUUACCAACGAAUGCAGAGUAAUUCACCGACAAGUCCACAAGUUCAAAACAAGACGUUUGAAAGUGGUUCCUUAAAAAAGGUAGUAGAGAGAAAGGAGUCUGGUUUGUCUAGACAUGGAUCAGACACAAAAGUGAAUGUCAGUGAAAUUUCCCCACCAGUUCAGUUCAGUAUAGGUACACCACCGGGUAAUACGUGUACCCCUGGAUCAUGGAGGCGGGGCAGUAUAUCAAACUCACCGAAUAAGUACGGUACAACACCUCCAUCACCACUGAAAAAAUCAGGUUCUGUACCAGCUCAUUUAUCACCAGUGCAGUAUACAGGACCUAGCUCACUGCCCACUAUAAUAGACUCUCCCACCAAGGUACCUUCCACUCUGCACUUCCCUAUUACAAAUAUAAAUGAGAUACGCCCAGGACUUGUCAGCAAUGCAGCUUACCAACGUCACCACCCAUACACUGUGCCAGAAAACUUGCAGGCAUUGGAAUUUAAUGGAAAUCUGUUAGGAAAGCCAGGUAACAGUGGUCGACCAUCAGAGGGAACCAGUAUGUUGUCACAGCAACUUUUCAAGGCAGCUUUUGGAGAAAGUCCACAGCAAGACACAAGGACAGUGAUACCAUUUGCUGGGUUUGGAAGUCGGGAAAGAAUUAAUUCUGGCAACAGUGAUAAAUCGGACCGGUCAGCAACCUAUAUACGACGUGGAACCUCUCUAGAAGCAUCACCUCCACCGGCCCUCAUGUAUGCACAGUCCCCAUCAAACAUGGAAGGCCCCAUUGCAUUUGUAGCCCCAGAAUUGUCGGAAGAAACUCUCAUGGAUGAUAACCACAACGCAACACUUGCCAAGUUAAACUUUGCUCUUGACUUGGUUGAAUGUAUUCUGGAGGUUUCAAAAUCUCGAGGUGCACCACUUAACUCAUUCUCGGAAAGUGUGAAUUGUAACAGGGGAGAGAACUUGCCAGAACAGGUGCCAAAAUUUACAGAGUCUCAACGACGGCUUGAACAGCUCAUACUUCAUGUACGAGCACUACAUUUGUUGUCGUCUGCUCUACAACUGGCCCGUGAUGAGAUUAAGGCGGGAAAACUCACAAUUUCAAACUCUGUUAAAACUGUUGUAAAACAAAUGAAUGAGCAUUACCACAUGUGUGUACGUGUCAGUCGGGAGUUACAGCAGCGACUUGGAAGUUCUGUUCAGACCGCCCUCAGCCCACAGAUUGUCAUAGCAACUGCAGAUAAACUGAUAUAUAAUUAUGCCAUUGAAAUAUGCCAGACUGCAGCACUAGAUGAGCUGUUUGGGAAUCCUCACGAGUGUUUCCGUAGAUACCAGACUGCACAGAUUCUAUUACACAGUCUCGCACAACAGUCACGCAACACGCGCGAUAAAGAAUCUCUCAAUAAAUAUAAAGCAGCAGUGGAAAGACGAUUAUCAAAUUUACAAGGCAAUGCAUAUUACCAACAACAGGCCUAUGCUGCCAGCUGAUCCAUACUUUACACAUUCACAACAACAUAUGUGUAGUAUAGAUGCCACUGCAUAUAGUUAGUGCACGUGUACAGUAUAAAAUUAUGCAUAGUAUUAUUUAAAAAAUGUACAUAGCAGUAUAAAGCAUUAUUAAAUUGGCAGAGCAUGGUGAGGGAAAACAAAAAGGAGUUCAGAAGAAAAAAACAUCCUCUACUUUUUAUGUAUUCUUAAAAAAACAUUGUGAUAAACAUCUAAGCAUGACAGUCCAUGUAUUAUAUACCAGAGCAGUGAUAAACAGAUAAACUAGUGAAAACUUGAUGGCAAUGUUAAUUGACUGGUGCAUUAAUAGUGUCACAGUCAUCUUGUACAGCAAAUCUAUACACAUUGUAAAUAAAAUGAAUAACAUGUAAAUAAGGAAGCCUUUAAACCCAGUGUACAUAGAUCAUCACAUCUAAAACACGGCCCUUUGUUUGUUGCCAUGAAACGGGGAAGAUGAAAUGAAAAAUUGUUGAGAAGAAUAUUUGUUACAUGUUUUUCUGUGAAUCAUUGAAAUGUAACAGUGAAAUUUUCACCUGUGGCUAUGCCACUAUAGUUUUCUUUUCUGUAGAAGAUAUUUUGAUCUUACACUAAAUUGUACAAAAUAUCCACUAUGAUUUAGUAUGUGAGACAAAGGAUAAAAAAUGUUUGUAACUGUGCUGUCUUAAUUGAAAACUAUUAUUGAAAAAGGAAACCUUGUGCUUAGAAUUCAGAAUUUUGUUCUGAAUUGGUGAUAGAAGUUGUCCUUUGGGGUAUGGACUGAUUAAACGCUGACAGGUUGUGCUGUGUAUAAACAGAGAUGAGUGGAAGAAUAGGACUGUAAUUUACGUAGUUACUUACACAGUUCAAAGAAAAACGAACAUUAUUGGUUAGAUAGUGCUUGAACUGUUAUAUGAAAGAUGUAAUUGAACACAACAGAAAAGAUGUGUUUCAACACUAUAGGAAAGAUAUGCUAGAACACUACAGGAAAGAUAUGCUUGAACACUAUAAGAAUAUUACUGUAACAGAUCAGGGUGAUUUAAGUAUAGAUGAUACUAUUUAGAAUAUUCUAAGUGAUGGGGAGUGCUGAGGGGUGGUGGGGGCUGAUGGAAGUGCUGAAAUGCUAAGUGUGAUUAAAACGUUUUUUGUAAUAUAAACAAACACCUGUAGUUGUGCUGAUUUCUACAAACAUGUGCUGACAUUUUACAGCAGAUUGUUCCAAGCUGAUAUGACACGGCUGAUUGUUAGAAUUGAGAGUGUUAAUGGACAAACUUUAGAAAUGAGCUAUGGCUUACACUAAGGUAAUGUCAUACUAAUUGAAGGAUGUUGUCAAGGACAGAAAUCAGCUGACCUCAUCUCCUAGAUUAUGUUAACCAAAAGUUUGACAUUACACAACUUGAGUUUUUCAAUUUUACAUGUAAGUGGUCUUUUAACAUUGCUUGGAUAUGAAGAUGGGUAUCUUUCAUUGGAUAGUCUGAUAGGCUGUGAUUAUUUUUGCAAGUAUUAAUAAACUUGUUAUAGUCAGAAAUUCCACUGCAAAGAAAUGUGCAAAGACAUGGUAACUUUUGUUGAUAUUAUACUGUUUCAUUGACAGAUCUUGUCUCAAACUUCACUAUUUGUUAUGUUAGUAUUUAUGUAUUUAAGGGUUAUUUAUGAACUUGUUUGAAGGGAGUGAAAUUGAAGAUUUAUGGAUUACCUCAGUUACUUAUUUGUUUUGUGAGAUGUAUUUGUGAUUUCUUUGUCAAGGGAUUGGGGUAUGUGUAUAGAUAUGUAUGUUUUGUAUAUUUUGCCAUGUUUGUUGCAUUUUGAUUUAGCCUUGCCUUUUGUACAACAAUGUUUCUGAUCAUUGAAAGCAGUUAGAUGUAACCACUGUAUGAUGAGAUCUCAUUUGUUGCAUCUUUUAUAUUUGUUUGCUUUGGAUUUAUUUUGUGCGAUGCUUUUACUUACAUGCCUUGAGUUAUACCAUUUGAUCAACAGAUCAUUGCCUUGUCUCCAAAAAUAUGACUUAAAUGAGUAUGAUACAAUUAGAUCAUCAGCUCAUGGGCAAGUCUACCUUACCUCGAGAAACAUUUUGGUCAACAGCUCAUGGGCUAGUCUACCAUGCCUCGAGUAAUACAGUUUAGUAAAAUGAUCAAGGGCAAGUCUACCUUGCCUUGAGUAAUGCAGUUUAGUUAACAGAUCAUGGGCAAGUCUACUUUGCCUUGAGUAAUACAGUUUAGUAAAAAGAUCAAGGGCAAGUCUACCUUGCCUUGAGUAAUACAGUUUAGUUAAAAGAUCAAGGACAAGUCUAACUUUCCUUGAGUAAUGCAGUUUAGUUAACAGAUCAUCGGCAAGUCUACUUUGCCUUGAGUAAUACAGUUUAGUAUAUAGAUCAUUGGUAUAUCCAGCUUGUCUUGAGUAAUACAGUUUUAAAAGAUCAUGGGCAAGUCAACCUUGCCUUGAGUGAUACAUUUUGGUCAACAGGUCAUGGGCAAGUCCACCUUGCCUUGAGUGAUACAUUUUGGUCAACAGGUCAUGGGCAAGUCUACCUUGCCUUGAGUAAUACAUUUUGGUCAACAGGUCUUGGGCAAGUCUACCUUGCCUUGAGUAAUACAGUUUAGUUAAAAGAUCAAGGGCAAGUCUACCUUGCCUUGAGUAAUGCAGUUUA